AUGCCACGAACACCACAAGAAGUUUUUGAAUCUCUUGAUUUUCUUCCAGACCCAACGCCAGCAGCUCAUGAUUCUGAUUAUUAUGCCAAUUUUUCUAUGGUGUAUAAUAAACUUACGACUGAUGAGCAUCAACCAUCUAAAAAAAUUACUGCUACUGGUACGGAAAGAGGACCAUCAGGAUUGUAUAUUAAUACCAAGGUUCGUGAAUUCAUAAUUUGUAAUGAAUGUUCAAAGGUACGUUGCUUAUUUAGUGGGAGGCAGCUUACUGAACAAGAUGGUCUUGAGAUUCAACAUGCUAUAGAGAACUAG
Rhizophagus irregularis DAOM 181602=DAOM 197198 is the source of this 309-nucleotide messenger RNA. Lineage: Eukaryota; Fungi; Glomeromycota; Glomeromycetes; Glomerales; Glomeraceae. The record is from RefSeq and is a predicted model, not a curated record.